AUGAGGCCUCUGGGUGCCCCGGCCGUUUUUGUUGACAACAUUCUGGUGCGAAGAAGUGUAGAAGAGAAGAAGAAAUCGUUCUGUGUAUGUGAUUCCGAGUGGAGGAGCUCCGUCAGCACACUGAUCGGGUGGGGGGUCUCGCGUAGAAGAGAAGAGGAGAGAGGACUCCACUCCGAUUCGACGACAGCACAACGCACGACAAACAACACGGUUGUGUGGAAGGUGCACACGAGCUCACGGAGGCUCGGCCCCGGAGCUGUUCUCACUUUACUCAUUGUGGGUCUUUGUGUCCUCUGA
Caenorhabditis briggsae is the source of this 297-nucleotide messenger RNA. The record is from RefSeq and is a predicted model, not a curated record. Lineage: Eukaryota; Metazoa; Nematoda; Chromadorea; Rhabditida; Rhabditidae. Bases 1 to 297 code for a protein of 98 amino acids. The transcript has 2 exons.